ACUCAGAUGUUUAGAAAUUAGAUUACAAUAUACGAAUUUGGUUUUACUUUCAUCACCGCUUCCAAACACUUCUCCCUAAAUACACGGUUGUUUGUUUCCCGAGUCCUGAACGCACCACGGCUGUUUACUUUCAAACGGGGUUCCUUCCUGUGAGCUGAUUGGUCGGGAGGAAUUGUGACGCGGGAAAGCUUGAGCGCGCGAAUCAGCCACAGUAGCCUCUGAAAGUAGUAAAGUAAAGUUGACAAACUUUUGGUGGUUGUUUCUAGUUGGCAAGAAAGUGUCAUACAAAAAUGUUUUACUACCCAAAUGUUCUCCAACGCCACACUGGAUGUUUUUCCACAAUUUGGCUGGCAGCCACUGGAGGGGUCCGGGUGUCUCGCAGGGAGUUCCUCAGGGUCAACGUGAAGCGGACCUGCAACGACAUCUUGGACUAUGUGAUGGGGCAGGUUCCUCCACCCCAGCCCGACCAGCCCAGGCCUCGCUUCUCCCUCUACCUGUCGUCCCAGCUGCAGUAUGGCGUGGUCGUCAUCUACCACAAGCAGUGCGCCUUUUUGCUGGAGGAGAUUCAGCAAACUAUCGACCGUUGGCUCCGCUCUAAAAGAUGCAUGCAAAUCAACCUGGCUGAAAGCGACAGGCUGGCCCUGGAUGCUCCUGAUGGCCUGAACAUGAUGGAGGAAGCCGAGGGAGCUCAGGACCCUUUCUUUGGUCUGAUGGCGUCCCACCAGCUGCCCAGCCCCUAUAAAAUAGUCCUGACAGAGCUGGAGGUCAAAGACUCGGGUCUCCGAGCCUCUGUGGUGCUCAGCCCCGACAUCAAACCAAACGAUAAAAGUUUCGUCUCGCCUCCGGCCGCCAUCACCCUGAGGGAGCAGGAGCGUUUUGUCAUCAACCCUGCUGAGGAUUUUCAGGGAGCUGACCUUCCUGAAGCCACAGCCAGAGAAAUCCAGCUGCUGAUGGAUCAACCUGAUCACUUCAGACGAGAAGCGGAGGAGGAGCAGGAGGCUAACGAGAGGACCGGGGAUGACGUGGUCUCUACCAGUGGCAUCCAGCUGAAGGAGACGAUGCUGGGGACAGAGCAGGGCAGCAUGUGGCUGCUGGACGAGGAGACGGGGCAGCCUGUGGAGGUCCCUCUAGCAGCCGUGGCUCCUGAGAUGACACCUGAGCAUGUGGCCAUGCCGUCAGAGAGCGCAGGAGACGGAGCCACGGAGAGCCUCUGUGAGGAGGUGGUCCAUCCUCCUGCCAGGAAGCACCGCCGGGGACGCAGGCGCCAGCUGGUCUUUGUGGACCCCGAGGUCCAGAUCACAGACAGAGCGAUGCAGGAGCAGAUUGAAAAUCCCCUGACUGAAACUCUGAGUGUGAUGGAGGUGCUGCUGGACGCCCCUGCGCUGACCGGGAGGGCCUCCCCUGCUCAGCUCUUCAGCGCCCCCUGUGGAUCUCUCCUCCACCCCAGCCUCCUGUCGCUAUGGAAACAGCGGGCCUCCAUCACCGUCCUGAGUGAGAGCGGGGCGAUGCAGGGAGCGGAGGGGGAGUCUGAGCAGGACAUGGAGACACUGCGGCUGGAGAGGAAGAGGAGGCACUCGCGCAUGAAGGAGAUGAGCAGCGAAUCAGGACUUCAGACCACAGAGGGUUCAUCUGGACUGGACGUGGUGCUGGACAUGUCCAAGGAGGACAGGUCUGGAAGCAGCGCCAUGACUCCUGCCAGCAGAUGGUCUCCACAUGAGGACGCCCAGCCGCCAAUGGAGCCCAUAGCUGAGGAGAACAUGGAGAUGCCCGAGGCCCAGAGCGACACAGAGAACAUGUUGAGCUGGAUCACCUCCAGCCAGCAGAGAUUUGGCAAGGUCACGUUUGACUCUUUGCUGCCCCCAGAGGUCGACCGCUUUACUGCAGCUUGCACUCUUCUUAAGCUGCUGGAGCUGCUGUCACACAGACUGGUGACCGCCUGUCAGGCUGAGCCCUACACCAGCAUCAGCAUACAGCCAGCAGCGCUCAGGACCUCAGUCUGAGCACAGAUCAGGCCCAGCCUGACGUUUUACUGCAGAAUACCUUCAUUCCACUAGAAAAUAUUUAUUCGUCUUUUCACUGGGUUAGCAAUAACAGGUCAUCUGUUGCAGCGGUUUCUGAUUUUUAAGCAUUUUUUUAAAGUAUGACACUAAAUUAAUGGCACUUUUUAAAGAAAGUUUUAAUAUUUUACAUUUUUAAUGUAUUCAUAUGGUUGAUUAAUUUAACUAUUAAAACACGUAUUGUUGGGGUUACAUGUUAUGUUAGUUUUAUCAAUGCUUUUGUGAAGAUUGUAGCCCAUUAAAUGUUAUAAAGCAGAA
This is a messenger RNA of Fundulus heteroclitus (mummichog), 2315 nucleotides long. RefSeq names its product REC8 meiotic recombination protein b (gene rec8b). The coding region runs from base 291 to 2000 and encodes 569 amino acids. The transcript is spliced from 18 exons. Gene Ontology annotation, biological process: mitotic sister chromatid cohesion; synaptonemal complex assembly; replication-born double-strand break repair via sister chromatid exchange. NCBI's taxonomy places the organism in Eukaryota, Metazoa, Chordata, Actinopteri, Cyprinodontiformes, Fundulidae. The record is from RefSeq and is a predicted model, not a curated record. Gene Ontology annotation, cellular component: synaptonemal complex; cohesin complex. Gene Ontology annotation, molecular function: protein binding; chromatin binding.